GUUUUGCCAGCGUCGCCGCGUUAUUCGCCCAAGAUCCCUUUCAUGAAGGAAAUGGAGCACCUUCCCCUUUGUUCCGUGCAUUUAGGCUGGUGAACGAAAUUCUUGCUCGCUUCCACGCACUCCGUGGAGCUGUGUUUUGAGAAAAGGCCCGUGUUUAUUGAUGCCUCCUAAGAAUCUGGUCUAAGGACGUUAGGGUAAAGUAGUGUAUGUAGGUCACAGAACUCCUGGUUUUGAAACCUGGCAUUCAGGUAAUUUACAGACUUUAAAAAAAAAAAAAAUACUAAAACAAAUUUCAUCUUAUUCCUUAGCUUUUUAAAGUAGGAUUUCAGAACUUAAUGGGUGAAAAUAUUGCAAUUUUUAGCUUACAUGUUUGUUUUGUUUCUACUGUUUCCCAAUAAAGAAUUUAUUGUAGUUUUCCCCUAUUUUUUUAUGUCUCAGGCCCGGUUUAAGCCUACAAAGGAGACUUUAAAAAUCAGAGUAGUCUCCUGCUCUUGGCAAACAGAGAAGGGAGAUCUGGAAAGUAAGGACUUGCCCAAGGUCACUGGUUUUAGUUAGAAGUAAAUUAGAGACUAGAACUCAGAUCUCCAGUCCAGCAGAAAAAUAUGGCUCAGGAGACUAACCAGACUCCAGGGCCCAUGCUGUGUAGUACAGGAUGUGGCUUUUAUGGGAAUCCUAGGACAAAUGGAAUGUGUUCCGUUUGCUACAAAGAACAUCUUCAGAGGCAGCAGAAUAGUGGCAGAAUGAGCCCAAUGGGAACAGCUAGUGGUUCCAACAGUCCUACCUCAGAUUCUGCAUCUGUACAGAGAGCAGACACUAGUUUAAACAACUGUGAAGGUGCUGCUGGCAGCACAUCUGAAAAAUCAAGAAAUGUGCCUGUGGCUGCCUUGCCUGUAACUCAGCAAAUGACAGAAAUGAGCAUUUCGAGAGAGGACAAAAUAACUACCCCGAAAACAGAGGUGUCAGAGCCAGUUGUCACUCAGCCCAGUCCAUCAGUUUCUCAGCCCAGUACUUCUCAAGGUGAAGAAAAAGCUCCUGAGUUGCCCAAACCAAAGAAGAACAGAUGUUUUAUGUGCAGAAAGAAAGUUGGCCUUACAGGGUUUGACUGCCGAUGUGGAAAUUUGUUUUGUGGACUUCACCGUUAUUCUGACAAGCACAACUGUCCUUACGAUUACAAAGCAGAAGCUGCAGCAAAAAUCAGAAAAGAGAAUCCAGUUGUUGUGGCUGAAAAAAUCCAGAGAAUAUAAAUGACUACUUGUGAAGAGACUGAAACUUUGUUUUUAUUUUAAUAUAUCGUAGGAAAACAUUAAAGAGCAGAUGCAUGGCCAUUUUCCUUUGAUGUUCUCCAGAGUUUUACUUUACACUUGUCUGUCUUAUAAUUGAAAUUUUAGGAUGUUUGGGUGUUUGUUACAGGCAGAAAUGGAUAGAUACAGCCCUACAAAAUGUAUAUGCCCUCCCCUGAAUAAAAUUGGAUGGAAAUCUGCACAGCAAAUUGAAAAUACACAGAUAGGGACAAAAUUUAGUUCCCAUGUGCCAAACAUAAUACAUGAAAUCUCUGCAUGUUUGCAGCAUAUCUGCCUUUUGGGAAUGUAAUCAAGGUAUAAUCUUCGGCUAGUGUUAUGUGCCUGUAUUUUUUUAAAAAAUGGUACACCAGAAAAGGACUGGCAGUCUACUUCUACCAUAGUUAAACUCCACCCUGUUAAUUUCCACAACAUGUUCUUUGGAAGCAGGAGGAAAACUAAAGAGGAUCAGACCUUUCCAUGAAACCAGUAUUUGGUGCCAUAUGUAGACCUGGUUAAUCUGUCUUCUAAAAGCUGUCAAAUAAGACAUUCUGUGAAAGGUAAACAUCGCAACUGGUUAUCAUGAGUAAAGCCAUCAGGCCCACAGGGUCUUGAGUGAUCUUUGAAGCUUAUUGUGCUAGCCUGCACCAGAAGAUGUCUGCAUUACUCUCAUUGCUAAAAAUGUUGUGUAGCACAGAACUGCACUGGGAUUAAUUUGUUUACAAGAAGAAAUUAAAACUACAUUUGGUUUUUACAUACAGCAGCUCUAUUGAAUAACAUGCAUCUGAAUUUUAAGUUGCAAAGGUAUCUGAAAAGUUAAUUUUUCAUGUGCAUCUUUUGUUGAAUGUUUUGGUUCAAGAAAGAAUGUUUAAAGCUUUUUUAAAGACUUCAGUUCUUAAUGUAACUGUACCCUUCUGCAUGGAGAACCCUAACCAACACGGCUGCAGUAGACUUCUUAGUGGUAUCCAGCACCACGUGCAGAGGGCCGCUUUAUCAUAUUAAUUGUACUUGGGUGUAGGACUCUAGUGUUCUUGGGUGUAUUGCAUGGGCUGCAUUAUCUACAGCAUUGUACAAUAACAACUAGAAGAGGCAGUAUACUUCACUGAUGCUUGUCUGGUAAUAUCACUUCUGUGUUAUAAUGGAAGGUUUUUGUGAUGUAUGAAACUUGUGUUUUUUAUAUAUAAAUGAGUAUAGUUAGAUUAGUAUUGUGGUAAUGCCUGUUUUCAUCUGUAAAUAGUUAAGUAUGUACACGAGGCACUACUUCUGAUUUAUUGCAGUGUUCGGUCCUAGUUUUUACUUUAAUUAAAGCAUUCGGUUUUGCUUUCAAUUUUAUGUACCUUAGUUCUGAGUUAGAUCUGCAGAUGUGUACAGAUAGUUCAUAUUUAUGUAUUGCACAUAAUCAUGCUAUUCAGCAUUGAUGCUAUAUUGUAUUAUGUAAAUAAUAAAAGCCAUGUACAGAGGGAA
Neogale vison (American mink) is the source of this 2741-nucleotide messenger RNA. It is a transcript of the gene ZFAND5, whose product is annotated as zinc finger AN1-type containing 5. The transcript has 6 exons. NCBI's taxonomy places the organism in Eukaryota, Metazoa, Chordata, Mammalia, Carnivora, Mustelidae. The record is from RefSeq and is a predicted model, not a curated record. Bases 603 to 1244 code for a protein of 213 amino acids. Gene Ontology annotation, molecular function: zinc ion binding; DNA binding.